Molecule: messenger RNA, 6178 nt
Organism: Pseudophryne corroboree (corroboree frog)
Lineage: Eukaryota; Metazoa; Chordata; Amphibia; Anura; Myobatrachidae
Gene: AGTPBP1
Product: ATP/GTP binding carboxypeptidase 1
Exons: 26
Coding region: 193-3891 (1232 amino acids)
Biological process (GO): proteolysis; protein side chain deglutamylation
Molecular function (GO): metallocarboxypeptidase activity; zinc ion binding
Source: RefSeq, a predicted model, not a curated record
UGCUGAGCCCGGUCACGCCCCGUCCCUGUCAUCGGAUCCCAACAGCGGCGACCGGUAGCUAUUCCCCGCGGUGCCAUUCAGCUGCUGCUGCGGUGUGCGCGCUGCCUGCAGUGCGGGGAAGGAGCGGCGGCCGUGGGAGAGGCGCACAGAUCAGGACGUGAGAUGUUGGAGUGACCAUAUGACGACGACAAAAUGAAUAAAAUGAAAGGGCCCAUGGAAAAAUGCCCUUCAAACAAUUCUCGGAUUGUGACUCUCCUAUCGCAGCUGGAAAAAAUCAACACUGAAUCAACAGCCUUAGAUCCAGAUAAUGCAAGAUUUGUCACUGCAAAAAUCCUGCACUUGGCACAAACCCAAGAGAAAACAAGAAAGGAAAUGACCGCCAAAGGCUCCACCGGUGUGGAAGUAAUUCUUUAUACACUAGAGAAUACCAGGGAUCUACAGACCGUAUUAAAUAUUGUAAAUAUUCUGAAUGAAUUAAUGUCAGCCGGCGGAGGGAGAAGAAUAAAUGUCCUGAUAUCCAAAGGAGGGACACAAGUCUUGCUACAGUUGCUACUUCGUGCUAGUAAGGACCCUUCUAAUGAAGAAUUAAUGGUGCUUCUCCAUAGUGUGCUGGCAAAGAUUGGUCCAAAAGAUAAAAAGUUUGGAAUAAAAGCGCGGGUUAGUGGAGCACUGAACAUCUCUCUGAACCUGGUGAAACAAAGCUUACAAUAUCCUAAGCUAUUACUGCCGUGUCUGCAGGUGCUACGUGUGUACUGUAUGAAUUCUGUAAAUGCUGUGUACCUAGGCAAAAAUGGAGCAGUAGAACUUCUGUUCAAAAUAAUAGGACCAUUCAGUAAAAAGAACACUGGCCUCAUGAAAGUCUCCUUAGAUACACUGGCUGCUUUGCUAAAAUCAAAAACGAAUGCUAGAAAAGCAGUAGAUCGUGGAUAUGUUCAAGGGCUCUUAACAAUUUAUGUAGACUGGCAUCGCCAUGACACUCGGCACAGACACAUGUUGGUCCGCAAAGGCAUUCUGCAGUGCCUUAAAAGUAUUACAAACAUCAAACUGGGUAGAAAGGCAUUCAUUGACGCCAAUGGUAUGAAGAUUUUGUACAACACCUCACAGGAUUGCCAAGCUGUUAGAACGUUAGACUCGCUUGUGAAUACCUCUAGUCUGAUAAUGAGAAAAUGCUUUCCCAAGAACCGUCUUCCAUUACCAACCAUCAAAAGUGCUUUUCAUUUUCAACUACCUGUUGAACCUACAAGUGGACCUGUGGCUCAGAUUUUCAGCAUGCCCCCUGAAGUUGAUGAUGUUGUGGACGAAAGUGACGACAAUGAUGACAUUGAGGCAGAUGCAGAAGUGGAAGCUGAAAAUGAAGAUGAUAAUGUGCAAGUGUUUAAAAAUGAUGACAUCGAAACUGAUAUUAGUAAGCUGAAACCUGCACAAGAGCUGGGAAGAUCAAUAGAAGAUCUGAAAAUGUAUGAACGCUUUUUCCCAGAGCUUUCUGAUGAUUUCCAGGACUUUGACCUGGUCUCGAAUGAACAAAUGACAGGAGCAAACCAAGGUGGGCCCAUCAUUGUCCCAACUGCAGGAGAAGAGCCGUCAUAUACACCAAGGCAUAUUAUUAAAGAACUUUCAAGGAAAAGCAGUAGUAUUUCUUUAGAAGAUGAAUGCAACAAAAGACCAACAUUUUUGAAUGUGCCAAAGAAAGACAUUAAGAGAGACUACAAUAGCUCCUUUCCACAGACUCAGGGUGAUACCGAAAGGUCCUCAUGCUUUUACUUGAACAAUGAUGUUGUCAGAGAUCUUGACAGACUAUCUCUACAGAAGUCUUCAGUCAACAACCAUUGCAAAAACGGAUGCGUGUCCACUAAAGAUAAGUCCAGUGUUUUAUCUCAUUCCUGCAGUAUGACUGCAAAGAAUUUGUCAUGUGGUAACAAGCUGUUUGAAAAGCAUUCUGUGAAUCUAGGACCUUUAUGCUGUUCUGGAGUCUUGCCCGAUGAGGAUGAAGAUGCAAGUCCUUUAGGUGGACACUCAUUGUAUGACAUACUAGAUACAGAACACUUAUCACCUCUCCAUGAUCCAGAGCUGUACAUUGAAAUUGUGAAAAAUACCAAAUCUGUUCCAGAGUAUUCAGAAGUGGCAUAUCCAGACUACUUUGGCCAUGUCCCGCCAUGUUUCAAGGAGCCUAUAUUAGAAAGACCCUAUGGUGUACAAAGGACAAAAAUUUCUCAAGACGUUGAAAGAAUGAUUCAUCCCAAUGAUAUAAUAGAUAGGGUGAUAUAUGAUCUUGAUGAUCCCAGUUGCUCCAUACCAGAUGAAAGUGAUGUUCUCAAGUUCAACUCUAAGUUUGAGUCUGGAAACCUGCGGAAAGUAAUUCAGAUUAGAAAAAAUGAAUAUGAUCUCAUCUUAAACUCUGAUAUAAACAGCAAUCAUUAUCAUCAGUGGUUUUACUUUGAAGUGGGUGGAAUGAAGACAAACACUGCAUAUCGAUUCAACAUCAUCAAUUGUGAGAAGUCCAAUAGUCAGUUCAAUUAUGGUAUGCAACCACUUAUGUAUUCUUUACAGGAAGCAUUGAUUUCUCGGCCUUGGUGGAAACGUGUUGGAACAGAUAUAUGUUAUUACAAAAACCAUUUCUCCAGAAGUUCUAUAGCCACUGGCGGCCAGAAGGGAAAAUCUUACUACACCUUGACAUUCACUGUCAUGUUUUCGCACAAAGACGAUGUCUGCUAUUUUGCUUAUCACUAUCCUUAUACAUAUUCCACAUUAAAGAUGCACCUUCAAAAACUGGAGUUUCUGCACAAUCCGCAAAAGAUCUACUACCGCCAUGACGUAUUAUGUGACACUCUGGGUGGAAAUGGGUGCCCAGUGGUCACCAUAACUGCUAUGCCGGAGUCCAACUACUAUGAGCAUGUCUAUCAGUUUCGAAACCGCCCCUAUAUCUUCCUGACAUCCAGAGUUCACCCUGGAGAGACCAACGCAAGCUGGGUAAUGAAAGGGACGCUGGAAUAUCUCAUGGGGAACAGCUCCAAUGCACGGAACCUUAGAGAGGCCUUUAUUUUUAAAAUCAUUCCUAUGCUGAACCCUGAUGGAGUUAUCAAUGGAAAUCAUCGUUGCUCUUUAAGUGGGGAAGAUCUGAACAGGCAGUGGCAAAACCCAAAUGUGGAUUUGCAUCCUACAAUUUACCAUACCAAAGGCCUUCUACAGUAUUUGGCAUCUAUCAAACGUGUACCUCUGGUUUACUGUGACUACCAUGGGCAUUCUCGCAAGAAAAACGUAUUCAUGUAUGGCUGCAGUAUAAAGGAAACCAUUUGGCACACAAAUACCAGUGCUGCCUCGAGUGACAUAGCAGAAGAUACUGGAUACAGAACGCUACCUAAAGUUCUGAGCCAGCUUGCACCAGCAUUUUCUCUGAGCAGCUGUAGUUUUGUGGUGGAAAAAUCCAAAGAAUCAACUGCUCGUGUUGUGGUGUGGAGAGAGCUGGGAGUCCAGAGGAGUUACACAAUGGAGAGCACUCUGUGCGGCUGUGAUAUUGGACAGUACAAGGGUCUGCAGAUCGGGACAAAGGAACUGGAAGAGAUGGGUGCCAAAUUCUGUGCAGGAUUACUUCGCUUAAAGAGAUUGACCUCUCCCCUGGAAUUCAGCCUGCCUCCCAGCCUCCUAGAUAUCGAGAAUGAUCUGAUCGAGUCCAGCUGCAGGGUUGCAAGCCCAACCACCCAUGUUUUGGAGGAUGAUGAGCCCCGUUUCCUGGAAGAAGUGGAUUACAGCGCGGAGAGCAAUGAUGAAGUGGAUCCCGAUCUACCAGACGUGGCUGCAUUCUUUGAGCCCUCCGCUGUGGAGGAUGAAGGAUUCUCAGAUUCUGAGCUCACACGAACUUGCUUAAAAACUGCACACAAACACACGGAAUGUUAACUAAGCUUGGGCUCUGCAGGGAAGAACUGAAAGAUGGAAUUGGCCUUAGAUAGGAGUAGUUGGACCCAACGUAAAUAAAGGUGUUAAGAGGACAUUGUGUUGGGUUUCAUUUGGAUUAACCUGCUCCUAGUCUGGGUAUAUAUAAUAGUGGCAUCAUUUAUUCUCCUACUUAUAUUGCAUGGCUUUCGGGAAGAAUACUUUCAAACUAAUUCUCCAUUCUUGAACACAUACUCGUGGUUGAAAUGCCACGUUCUGUACUGUCCAUUGUACAAUGUUUAUAGUACGUGUAAUUUUAUCUGCUGAUUAUUGCACUUUUAAAUUUCAGAGACUUGGAAACUGAAUUCACAGAUUGUGUUGCUUUUGUCUUUGUUUGUUUCCGCAUUCUCUGAUUUGUCUCGUGUAGCUGUGGUAGCCUACAGCAGACAUGUCCAAACUGCGGCCCUCCAGCUGUUGAGAAACUACACAUCCCAGCAUGCCCUGACACAGCUUUAGCAUUCUCUGACAGCAAAACUGUGUCAGGGCAUGCUGGGAUAUGUAGUUUCACAACAGCUGGAGGGCCGCAGUUUGCACAUGCCUGGCCUACAGUAUCAGUUUGUAAACUGUUUUUCUUUUACGGAAUGUUGCUACUAGAUUUUGUUUCCUCCAAGAUGUUUUAGGAUUGUUAUUACUAAAGUUUCCCUUAUUAUUUUGUUAUUGCAAAAGGUUCUAGGAUGUAUUUUUUUUUUACAUUUCAGCUACUUCUUUCACACAAGUGGAUUGAUUACAAGUACACAAAUCAGAUAUAUAAAAAUACUAGAGAUGAGCAGGUUAGGAUUUACUCGGUUCUUUACACCAGAAUUAUCGCCAUUUCUUAUUUUCUGGAUUUUUCUUAUUGGCUAACCAAAAGAUGUGACAUCCAAUAGCCAAUAAGGAGAUUCGGGUAAAUCCGAGUAAAACCGAACCCGCUCAUCUCUAAAAAAAAAAAAAAAAAAAACCCACAAACAGUACAUAUGUUUAAAUUGCUACAAAUCUCAGUUUUACAUUUAUUCCACAUAACCUUAGUUAUAAUUGAUCUGUUGUUAUGCUGUAUGUGAUAUCCAAUGUGUAACAUUGCUUUCCUGUCGCAUAAUUAUACAAUUAGCAAUUUGCCAUCUACUUUCACGUCUGAAAACAAGUAGUAUACAGAUGACCAAACUUAGGGUGGUUUAGUCGCUGGGCUCAUCUAUCCAGCGACCGGCUUUCUGUCACAUACUGUACAUACUUACAUGUGAGGGCAAAUCUGAAAACUGUGGUGCCCAAACACAGACUGGCCAGGUCAUAGGGACAGGUAGCAUGGUUGGAUGAUGACUACUUUCAUAAUUGGAUGUUGCCAUUGGCCAAAUAAGUGAAGUGAAUCGGCCACCUCAGUCAUCAUCUGAAACAUCUGGAUUGCUUGUCUUUUUGUGCCCAUGUAUGCACCAAUAUGUGUGCAGUUUAAAACUACGUAAUUUACCUGCAAAAUGUUAUUUAUUUUAUGUUUCUGCAUCCUCCACUGUAUAUUUGUUUAAGUGACCUGUGUUAUUUGUGUGUAUAUAUUGUUUAAGUGACACCCCAUUAAUAAAAAUGAAUGUUUUUUUAUUACGGGCGGGCUUGUCAGUAGGACUAUCCUGUAGGCUAUCCUAUCUCCACACUUCCAGUAGUGCAGCCACAUUAGUUGGCUCCUGAUAUGACCUGAGGUACAGUAGCUAGUUGAUUGACAAGCCUUACUAUGCACAAGGACAUUUUUAACAUAACUUUUUUUUAGUUUUGCCAUUCUUUGCUCUACAGUUUGGAAUAAAAACAGAUCUAUAGUCAAGCAAAAUACCUACUCCAUGUAGUUUUUAUGUUAUGUUACCAAAAGUAAGAUUAGUAGAUAAUGUACUUGAUUUGUAUUUGUUUGAGUGGUAAUUUAUUUAUUCAUUGAAUUGCGCUCUUGUCUGGAUUAUGGUUUGACUUUUAAUUGUAGAAGUUCAUUGCACAUUUUGCACAAUUUUUUUGUAAGGGUCAAUAUACAUUUAGAGUAUGGCUGGUAUAUAGUGGUCUAUGGAAAGGAAUGGUUUGUGUCUACUUAUAUAUGCCUAUCAUAAAUAAUUAUCUACUUACAAAUUGUAACAGAACUCUGCAAAGUUUAAAAGAAUUUUGUUGUACUCCCAAUGUGGUUGGAAAAUAUGGUGUCUUUUAGGAUAUUUUAAUUUCUGUCAAGUUAUGGAAACUUAUACAAAUGAACUUUUUACUUGUUACAAGAUAUUUCAAAUAGCAACAGUAUUAAAAGUAUCAUUUAUAACAAAAA